AAUAUCUAGCACAUAGUAAAAAAAAUGGCUAGACUUGUGAAGAAACAGGGGAAAGCCACCUAUAUCCACCAAAAGCAGUUAGUAGGAACUGACAGGGAGAUAUCCCCAGUGCUAGAUUCAAAAUACAAAGCCACAUCUGCAGCUGUUAGGAAAAAGUUUAAGGUCUUGGAAGAAAUGAGAGAUUUGAUGAUUGAAGACAUAAGAAAAAGCCUUAAAAAUGACCUAAGGGAAAUGUUAGGUAAUGAAGUACCUGAUCACAAAAGUUCAAAGAAUGCUACUAGCAGGACAGAGUAUCAAGUAAAAGCUUUAACUUCACAGAAAAAAGAAUUAGUGGAGGAAACAGAAGAUGAAAACUCUGAAAGUGAUGAUGAUACAGAAGACUUAACAUUUCAAAGAAAGAAAGCUAAUGUGUUGGACAGAGCUAAAAAGUACAAUCGUGAACAAGGUGAGAAGCUAUCACACCAUCUCAAAGCCACUGAAUGUGUGGAAGAAGUCUUAUGUAGUAAGGAUAAAGGGCAUAGAAAUCUCAGCAUGUAUACAGAAGUCACACCAGGAGGGAAUAGGAAGAAUGAAAAAGACAAAGUGGUCAAACAGUUGGAAGAAGACAAAAAUCUUCAAAAGUUAGGGACUAAGGAGAAAGCGCUAAUGGCCUCCGAAGAAGAAAUGUUGACCCAGGAGGGCGCUGUGCUUACCCUGGCUGCUGACUUUUCAUCUGCAACACUGGACAUUAGUAAGCAAUGGGCUCGCGUCUUUGACAUCCUGAGAGAAAAUGACUUUGAGCCCAAACUUGAGUGUAGGGUUGAACUGGCCUUUAAAUGUGAUGGUGAAAUCCAGAGAUUUUCAGACCUUCAGACCCUCAGGAAAUUUGCCAGCCAGAAUUUGUUCGUGAAGGGAUUGCUGAAAGAUGUACUGCCACAAAAUCAAAAAGGGAAAAGAGAGGGGAUUCAAGAAAAAAUGGGUAAAACAGACUCAAAGCAUGAGGCUGGAGGAACAGCAAGUGAUGGCUUGAGCUUCCUGUUUGUCAAAGAGGUGAAAGUUGCUAGGUCAAAGGUGAAGAAUGUAGGGACACAAAAGUCUUCACAAACCUCCAGGUUGGAGCAAGAGGAAGGAGAGGAAACCUCUGAGACAGAAGAGGAGGGAGAAGAGAUUUCAUGGACAGAGGAGGAGGAAGAAUCCUCGGAGACAGAAGAGGAAGAAGCCUCAGAGAUAGAGGAAGAAGAGUUCGGAGAAGAAACCUCAGGACAGGAGGAAAGAGAAGAGGCCUCAGAAAUGGAGGAGGGGGAAGAGACAGAAGAGGCCUCUAUAUUAAGAGAGGAACAGGGUUCUACCUUUCAGAGUCUUUCUGUGGUAAACACAAAGCUUGGAACUGAGAAAAUGGCCAGGGAUGGCUUGGAGAUUAGUCUUGUUGACUUGGUAAUGGAUCACCAGAUGGAGGAGGAAGAGGAAGUAGGGAAAGUGAAAACUACCUCCUGGCCCAAGAAAAAAGAGAACUUUUAUGGACUUAAAGAAAUUGCUUUUAGUUAUUUGGUUUGGGAUGCAGAGAAGAAAAAGUUGGUGAAGUGCCGAGAGCCACUAGAAGUAAGUAGUGGUGAUACUGAACAGCAUUCACAGACAGACUUGAGUGCUGCACCAGGAAUCCUUUCCUUUCCAAGGGAAACAAGGGAAGAGAGACACAAGACCUUCCAAAUAGAACGCCUGGCAUCUAGAGACGCCAACUUAAUCCAGGAAACAGAAGAAAACUUCAGAAGAAGUGUCAUCGGUAUGUGUAGGGAGGUACAAGAGAAGGUUGAAAACAUAAACAGUGGUCAUCCAGAUGUCUUGGAAAUUAAAAACUCAAUAGAUGAUCUCUAUAACCUGUUCGGCUUGUUUGAAACUAAAAUACACAAUCUAGAAGAUGAAGUGGAGGAGUUGUCCAAGAAUGCAACGCAAAUGGCUAAGCACAUAAUCAGCAAAGAAAGGGUAAGGGAUAGAGAGGACAGAUUCAGAAGUUCCAACAUCCGGUUGAUAGGAAUCCCAGAAAAAGAUACCCAGGAGAAUGAAGCAGAAGACAUAAUAAAGGAAGUUAUUGAAGAAAACUUUCCAGAAAUGAAGGAUUUCGGUCUUGAGAUUGUCAGUGCUAACCGAGUACCGAGUUCAGUUGAUGAAAGGAGACCUACUCCUAGGCACAUCUUGGUGAAGCUGCAGAAUUCCAAUGAUAAACAUAGAAUUAUAAGGGCUUCCAGAGAGAGGAAAGAAGUAACCUAUCGAGGAACAAGAAUCCGGUUGACAGCAGACUUGUCUGUGGGUACCUUAGAUGCUAGAAGUCAGUGGACCAAUAUCAUUAAAGUUCUGCAAGAGGAAGGCUUUGAACCUAGAAUUCGGUAUCCAGCCAAAUUGGUAUUUGAUUUUGAGGUUUACCUGGCAACUCAGCCCCUGCUUCCCAACAGAAUUACCCUCCAUAUUGGAAAUGCCAUCAAGUUUUCUGACCUGGGCCAGACAUGUCGGCACCUCUCCCAACUACAGGCUGUGUGUACCUGA
Molecule: messenger RNA, 2517 nt
Organism: Dipodomys spectabilis (banner-tailed kangaroo rat)
Lineage: Eukaryota; Metazoa; Chordata; Mammalia; Rodentia; Heteromyidae
Gene: L1td1
Product: LINE1 type transposase domain containing 1
Exons: 4
Coding region: 25-2517 (830 amino acids)
Biological process (GO): retrotransposition
Cellular component (GO): ribonucleoprotein complex
Molecular function (GO): single-stranded RNA binding
Source: RefSeq, a predicted model, not a curated record